GUGCCGGUUGGGACCACGGUUGUCACAAUUAACGCUACUGAUCUUGAUGAAGGGACAAACAGCGAAAUUGUUUAUUCUUUAAGUAGGAAAGACCAAGAUAAUAUUCUAGAGAUGUUUCAUAUCGACCCAUCUACAGGCGCUAUCACUGUAAAGAACAACAUAGAUUUUGAGCAGCGGAGUGCUUUUGAGAUUCGAGCACAGGCGAAUGACAAAGGCCAGCCUCCCAUGGCGGCGCACUGUAAAGUGUUAGUGGAGGUCUUAGAUCUAAACGAUAAUGCUCCUGAAAUCACAGUAACUUCAUUAUUGAAAACGGUUAAAGAGGACGUCAAAAUCGGCACUGCCAUCGCCCUCGUCUCCGUGUCCGAUACAGAUGGUGGAAAAAAUGGCAUUGUGACUUCCGCAGUUAAAAACAAAGUUCCAUUUAAACUCGAGCUGAACUACAAAAACUAUUAUUCGUUAGUGGUGGACGGUCCAUUGGACAGGGAAAACGUUUCCGUGUACAAUGUCACCAUCACAGCAACCGAUGAGGGCACACCACCUCUCUCCAGUUCUAGUAUUAUAACUGUAGACGUUGCUGAUGUGAAUGACAACGCUCCUCGUUUCACAGAGUCUGUCCUUAAUGUAUACAUCAAGGAGAACAGUCCAGUUGGCGUAGUAAUGACCACAGUGUCUGCUUCUGAUGCUGAUACCAAUGAGAAUGGUCUAGUUACUUAUUCAGUUUUAGAUAGUGGUGCACCUAUAUCUACACUGGUGAAUAUAAAUUCAAUGACAGGGGAUCUGACCUGCUUACAGUCUUUAAACUAUGAGGAAAUUAAAACUUUUCAGUUUAGAGUUCAGGCCACAGAUUCUGGUGUUCCUCCUCUCAACAGCAAUACUACUGUUAACGUGUUUGUACUGGAUGAGAAUGAUAAUAGUCCAGUAGUUCUUCCUCCAUAUUCAGAGCAUGGCUCUGUUAACACUGAGAAUGUUCCCUAUACGGCGGAAGCUGGAUACUUUGUAGCCAAGAUCAGGGCCGUAGACGCAGACUCUGGAUAUAACGCACUGCUUUCUUACCACAUCUCUGAGCCCAAAGGAAAUAAUCUCUUCCGUAUUGGAACCAGUAGCGGGGAAAUCAGGACUAAGAGGCGAAUGAGUGACAAUGACCUGAAAACUCAUCCAUUAAUUAUUUCAGUCUCUGAUCAUGGAGAGCCUUCACUCUCAGCGACUGUGUCUAUCGAUGUUGUCGUAGUUGAGAGGGCCAGUGAAAUUCAAACAAAGUUUAGACAUGUCCCAGUCAAGGAUGGCACUUUUUCUGACUUAAAUCUGUAUUUAUUGAUCGCCAUUGUCUCAGUAUCAGUGAUCUUUCUACUGAGCCUCAUCAGCUUGAUAGCUGUAAAAUGUCACAGAACAGACAACAGUUUCAGUGGAUACAACCCGCCAAUGAUCACCACACAUCCUGAUGGAACCUGGUCUUACUCCAAAUCUACACAGCAGUAUGACGUUUGUUUUAGCUCAGACACACUGAAGAGUGACGUAGUAGUUUUUCCCACACCGUUUCCACCAGCUGAUGCUGAACUGAUCAGUAUUAAUAGUGGAGACACCUUUCAGCGGACACAGACACUUCCAAAUAAAGAAAAGGUAAGAAUUCCCUUUAAUUUAAAGGGUGUGGGGAGAAUUGGCAACAGCUGGCAAAAUAACCAUGUAACCAGUUUGAACUAGAAUGAAAUUAUGGAA
Messenger RNA from Alosa alosa (allis shad), 1713 nucleotides. Its product is annotated as protocadherin alpha-3-like. The transcript is spliced from 2 exons. The record is from RefSeq and is a predicted model, not a curated record. Gene Ontology annotation, biological process: homophilic cell-cell adhesion. Gene Ontology annotation, molecular function: calcium ion binding. Lineage: Eukaryota; Metazoa; Chordata; Actinopteri; Clupeiformes; Clupeidae. Bases 112 to 1698 code for a protein of 528 amino acids. Gene Ontology annotation, cellular component: plasma membrane.